UCCACAGGUAUCAUAAUGGGUACUGACCAUGAUGACGUGAAACUGAGUACUAUGGAGAUGGAGGAAAGUGGAGGAAGCGACUCGUCAUCGGAGAAAUCGAGCUCGCGCGGGAUCUACUGCCGCAGGAGUCAGAUCGCAGCCUUCGUGGUCCUAGCGCUCUUGCUGAUGGCAGCGGUGGGCCUGCUAGCGGGGCUCCUGCCGCAGUGUGAGGUACCAUCGAAGGAACCUAUCAAUGCCACCCCGGAUAAACCCGAGCCUACGAUGAUGAAAACCACGAAAAUGCCGCAGGUGACUACCAAGAAGCCGCAAGUGACCACCGCCCAACAACCCCCAACCAAAGCGAUGACCACCGUCCAACCAACCACGCCUGUCCCGUGUAAUGAUCCCUGGUGCCCUCUACGUCUCCCCUCUGCCGUCUAUCCAGAACACUACAAGUUGCUGCUCUACCCGAAUCUAGACACCGCUAACUUCACCGGCACAGUGGACAUCGACAUCGUGGUGAAUGAGACCAUCAGGUUUCCACGGCUCCACAUCAAGGAAAUGAUCAUCCUUUCGUCUGAGAUCAGACCGGCCGUAGAUUCAGGCUCCACGCCGGCACCACCUCUGGCGGUUACUCGGUCCUUUGAGUAUGCCAAGAAUCAGUUUUACGUGAUGGAGAUGGCGCAAGAUCUGCAGCCAGGCAAAUAUGUUUGGAGCCUGGAGUUUCAGGGAUAUCUGCAACCAAACCGUGUCGGCUUCUACCUGAGCACGUACACAAAUGACAAAGGCGAAAAAAGGAAAAUGGCCACCAGUAAAUUUGAGCCUACGGACGCUCGUCGUGCAUUCCCGUGUUUUGAUGAACCUAACCUGAAGGCCAACUACACCACGACACUAGUUCAUCCUGAGGCACCCUAUAUUGCUCUGUCCAAUAUGAACAACGUUAGUACCACGGAAUACCCUCUCAACACGUCCUUGUGGCAGACAGAAUUUGCCACUUCUGUCAAGAUGAGUACCUAUCUGGCUUGUUUCAUCGUCUGUGACUUCCAGUACAAGGAGAAACUUCUAGACACUGGAGUACCGUUCAGAGUCUACGCCCCUCCCUACCAGAUUGACCAGGUAGAUUACGCACUGGAGGUUGGUGUCAAUGUCACCAAUUAUUUUGAGGAUUACUUCGAUCUGGCCUACCCUUUACCAAAACUGGACAUGAUAGCGAUUCCAGACUUCACGUCGGGUGCAAUGGAGCAUUGGGGUUUGAUCACCUAUCGUGAGGUCUACCUGCUGUACUCAGAUACGGAAUCAUCGGAAGCAAACAAGCAGAGAAUUGCUGAGGUCGUCGCUCACGAAUUGGCUCAUCAGUGGUUUGGUAACAUCGUCACCAUGGAUUGGUGGGAUGACCUGUGGCUGAACGAAGGCUUUGCAAGCUAUGUGGAGUACCUUGGUGUAAACGAAUGUCACCCUGACUGGCAGAAGAUGAACCAGUUUUUGAACCAGGACUUUUUCUACGUCAUGGGCAACGAUCAGAUCGUCAGCUCUCAUCCAAUCAUCGUGGAUCUUCAGAAUCCCGAUCAGAUUAACGAAGUCUUUGAUUCUAUCCCGUACAGCAAGGGGGCUAGUGUUCUUCGCAUGUUGAAUUACAUCGUUGGGGAGGAUGUCUUCAAAGAAGGUGUAGCGAAUUACCUGAAGAAGUAUGAGUACGGCAAUGCCGUCAGUGACGAUUUGUGGCGUGAGAUCGCAAGUGUCAGCGAAGAAAAGGGUGACAACAUCGACGUGAAGUACAUCAUGGAUUCCUGGACAUUGCAGAUGGGUUUCCCCGUAGUCACCUUGACUAAGACAGUUACUGGCACAGAGGUCAGGUUUGACGUUAAGCAGGAAUGGUUCUUGGUCAACCCGGAAGCCGAUAAGAGUGAAGAUCUUUACGGCAGCAAAUUCAACUACACAUGGAACAUUCCCUUCAACACUUACUUCGAGUCAAAUACGAGUGACAUCGUCCCCAACUACAUGCCUUACACAGGAGUAACAUUUGACAGACGGGUUUACGAGAAAGAUAAUUGGUACGUCGCCAACUACGGCAAUUACGGAUUCUACCGUGUCAACUACGACACACAAAAUUGGAAUCUGCUGAAUGAGCAACUAGUUAACAACCAUACAGUCAUCGAUAUCCGAAACCGGGCUGGCUUGUUGGAUGAUGCCUUUAACUUGGCAAGAGCCGAGAUGAUCGACUACGACAUCCCCCUAGAUCUGACCAAGUAUUUGGUUCAAGAAGAGGAAUACACACCUUGGGAUGCUGCCUAUGAUGGCAUUAUCUAUCUACGGGAAAUGCUUCGCUUCCGGCCAGCGUAUGCUAAACUAAGGAAAUACUUUGCCGCACAAGCCAAGCCGAUGCUUGAUAAACUGACUUGGGAAGACACAGGCAGUCACAUGGAAAAGUAUCUUCGUAGCGACAUCAUCUACAUGUCUUGUGGAUUCGGAGACACUGAGUGUUUGGAUCAAGCCGUCACACGUUUCAGAGAUUACUUAGCUGGCACCAGUGUUCCCGUCAACAUCCGAAGGCAGGCCUAUCGUUUUGGCAUGGAGGAGGAAGGCGACCAGGACGCAUGGGACUAUCUGUGGGACAUGUACCUGAACAGCACCGUGUCCACGGAGAAGACUAACCUACGCUACGCCAUGGCACGCACCCGGCAAGUCUGGCUGCUUGCAAGGUAUUUGGAGUACUGCCGAGAUGAUACCAAGAUCCGCAGUCAGGAUUUCUUCAGCACGCUGGACUACAUCGCAGGAAAUCCCGUCGGUAAUCCUUUGGUCUGGGACUGGGUGCGAGCCAACUAUGACUACCUCCUGGAAAGAUUUGGAGUCAGCGAUCGCUACUUGGGUCGUCUUAUCCCUGGAUUCACCGACUACUGGAACACUGAACAGAAACUCAAAGAACUGGAAGACUUUUGGGCAGAGUACCCUGACGCCGGGGCCGGAGCAAGAGGCCGCCUUCAGGCGGUGGAACGUAUCAAGACCAACAUCAAAUGGAUGGCUAAGAACGAAGACAUCAUCACAAAAUGGCUGGACGAUAACAUGUAGGCCUCACAUUCCUAUCGGAAUCCCACAAAAACUGCCAAAAUCCUACACAUGUUAAGUUAACUAAUGUCACUCUCUUUCAGUGCAUUCGAAUACUUCCCCUGCGCUUACUCCUGCAAGCGCGACAGCGUUCAAUUUACCUCUCAGGUGACUUCUCGCGCUUACUCGAGCCUGGCCCAAGUAACCGACUCGCCGAGCCGGUUACUUGGGCAAGUAUCCCAUAAGGCCAUGCAACGUCCGGCGGGCACCUAAGCUCAGGCUGUGUCCACGGGCUUCCACAGAGCAUAGAGCUACAACUAUUCCCAAAGCUACGGCUAUGAAGUGGGCGUGGACGUGCUCUAGACAGUUAAUUGAUUCGGAUGCAGCCU
Patiria miniata (bat star) is the source of this 3410-nucleotide messenger RNA. RefSeq names its product glutamyl aminopeptidase-like. The record is from RefSeq and is a predicted model, not a curated record. Lineage: Eukaryota; Metazoa; Echinodermata; Asteroidea; Valvatida; Asterinidae. Gene Ontology annotation, molecular function: zinc ion binding; peptide binding; metalloaminopeptidase activity. Gene Ontology annotation, cellular component: cytoplasm. The coding region runs from base 16 to 3045 and encodes 1009 amino acids. Gene Ontology annotation, biological process: peptide catabolic process; proteolysis. The transcript has 20 exons.